AUGGUCAAUAUAGCUCGCGAAUUGAGCUCGGCCACCAGCGCCAAUGCUCCACCUCAUCGACCCAUCCGCGCAGACACCCUCGACCUAAAGCAGAAGCUCGCUGUGGCCCUCGGUCAGAACGGUGCUCGCUACUGGCAGACGCUUGUUCAAUUCCUCAAAGGCGCCAUCGACCGUUCCGAAUUCGAGGCGCUCGCUCACAAAGCCCUCAAGACAGAGCACAUCCACCUGCACAAUGCGCUCAUUCUCGGUAUCCUCUACAAUGCUAGCGCAGAUGUACCUGGCCCAUCCAGCCGCGCCUCUAGACGAAUCACCCGUAUUUUGCCGGAUGGAACCACCAUCACUGAAGAAGAAGAAGAGGAGCCCAGUCGAAAGCGUCUUCGCAAUCUUGUCGCCGGCCUUCCCCGGAAAGAGCGUCUGCGUCUCAAAAACCUCGACAAGGCCGGCAAACUCGGUGCAAAUGCUGUGGGCGGAGCUGCCAGCCUCGGUUGGGCCGGCUCGGCUGCCGACAUGCUCGAGAAGAAGCGAAAAGAUGAAGAGAAGCGCAAGGUCGCCGAAGACCGCAAAAAGGUAAGACAGUACAAGAGCGCCAUCGGUGCCAAGGACUGGAAGGGCCAAGCCAUCCACGGAAACCAACAAAUUGCCGCUGUGCGCAGUAAGCUCUCCCUUUCUGCCCAACAAGCCGUCAUGCGUGCGAUGCAGGCACCGCUAUGCGUUGAAUCCAAGCACUUGCCCGAUCUGGACGGUCUCAAAGACCGUAUGACGCUGCUUGCCGUCGAAAAUGGUCUACCGGGAGGCGUGCAGCCCCAAGCUGCGGCUAUGGUGCUUUCGGCACUCCAAAGCCAUCUGCAGAACGUCGCCAGCAGCAUCAUCACAAAGAUCCGCGCCAACAGGACCGAUGGUAUCCGCACUAACCAGCCUCUUCGCCCCGCUGCCGAUUGCAACACUGGUGUCGACUCUACAUCGUACAUGCGCGAUGUCUUGCGAAUUUCGCCAGCGCUUGAUGCGAUGGAUGUGGACGACAGCGUGCCCAAUUCGGCUCACGGCAGUCCUGCUGGACGCGUGCGCUCGAUGCAAUCCGACAUGUCUUCGCGCACCAGUACCUCUGGGAUUGGCACCUCGUUUGCCGACUCUUCGAUGCUCUCGCUCGCCAGCACUGCGCCGACGAGCUUGACCGGACCCUCUUCGCCUUCGAUCCGAGAUAGCGACAGCAGCGGUCAGCUGCACGAUACUUCGUUCGGCAACAGCAGCACCAGUGCAGAUGCGGAAGAUGGCGCCGGUGCAACGAGCGACAGUUCUCACAACCGACCCAAGCGAUCGCGAGACACGAUGCAAGUGAGCUCGGUAGAGCGAUCGGACGCGGUCAGUACGCGUCUGACUGUCUCGGAUGUGGCAUUCCUACUCGAGGUGGCACCGCACACUGUUGUCGAGCCAAUGGGACAAGGAACGCAAGAACGAAUGCUAGCUCCGGAAUGGAGCGACGAUCUGGCGUUGGACGCAGACGACGAUGCUGGUAGCGCAGAUACGUGCUCGCCUGAACGUCAACUGGCUCGAGCUGCACGUCUAGCAGCUACUUGGCAUCUGAGCGACGUAGCGCUCGGCUCGGCACACGUCGCCGUCCGCAACCGGUUCAUUAUCGACCAGUCUGCCCCGCUAAAAUUGCUCGAUCGGCGGGCACUUGCUGAGAGCGCAGGGCGUCUUCGUCCCACCAAGGGCGGUCUGUCCGUGCCCGAGUACAAAGACACACACGCAGUGCUUGCAGAUGUCAAUGGCAGGAACAAGCGCUUGCACAACGGCGCCCCGCCACCCGUCGCUGCCACUCCGCUCCAUUCUCAUCGUCACAAAGACGACAUCUGGGACGUCGUCGAUCCUGUGGCUCUCUUUGGCCACAUCUGCGAAUAG
Messenger RNA from Mycosarcoma maydis (corn smut), 1899 nucleotides. RefSeq lists its product as uncharacterized. The transcript has 3 exons. Gene Ontology annotation, molecular function: transcription coactivator activity. The coding region runs from base 1 to 1899 and encodes 632 amino acids. Gene Ontology annotation, biological process: regulation of transcription by RNA polymerase II. The record is from RefSeq and is a predicted model, not a curated record. Gene Ontology annotation, cellular component: SAGA complex. Lineage: Eukaryota; Fungi; Basidiomycota; Ustilaginomycetes; Ustilaginales.